CAGGUGUGUGAAUAUCCCGAUGGGACCAAGUCUUUGAAACUGGGAGACUUUGGGCUUGCUACUGUGGUAGAAGGCCCUUUAUACACAGUCUGUGGCACACCCACUUACGUGGCUCCAGAAAUCAUUGCUGAAACUGGCUAUGGCCUGAAGGUGGACAUUUGGGCAGCUGGCGUGAUCACAUACAUACUUCUCUGUGGAUUCCCACCAUUCCGAAGCGAGAACAAUCUCCAGGAAGAUCUCUUUGACCAGAUCUUGGCUGGGAAGCUGGAAUUUCCGGCCCCCUACUGGGACAACAUCACGGACUCUGCCAAGGAAUUAAUCAGUCAAAUGCUUCAGGUAAAUGUUGAAGCUCGGUGUACCGCGGGACAAAUCCUGAGUCACCCCUGGGUGUCAGAUGAUGCCUCCCAGGAGAAUAACAUGCAAGCUGAGGUAACAGGUAAACUAAAACAGCACUUUAAUAAUGCGCUCCCCAAACAGAACAGCACUACCACCGGGGUCUCCGUCAUCAUGAACACGGCUCUAGAUAAGGAGGGGCAGAUUUUCUGCAGCAAGCACUGUCAAGACAGCGGCAGGCCUGGGAUGGAGCCCAUCUCUCCAGGUCCCCCCUCAGUGGAGGAGACCCCUGUGCCUAGGGAAGCAGUCCCGGCCCCCACCCCUCCGGAAUCUCCCACCCCCAACUGUCCUCCUGCUGCCACGGGUGGUGAGCGGGCAGGAACCUGGCGCCGCCACCGAGACUGAGCCUCCUGCAGACGGGCAAAGCCGCCCGCUGCCACCCAGGAAGCCAGCCCUCUGCUCGGCCUCGCCGGCCUCCCUGCUGCAGGCCUCCCUGUCCUCACCGCCUGCGCCUGAGUUCGCGGGUCCUCCGCAGGCCGUCUGGGAACCGGAGCCCGGCGUGCCGGAGCCUGGCCUGGUGCUCUGGGCUCUACCUUCUGGUUCCUGGAGACAUCAAAGGCCGCAUCCGUGCUGCCAACAGCUGUUUGGAGAGACUCGUUCCAGAUCAUCCCCAGUCAUUUUCAGUUUGUUGGACAUUUUACAGCUUCACCAGGAGAAUGUGCAACUUUAUUCCAGCGUUCGAUGCAUUUUUAUAGCAACACUUUGGAUGAACCAAGGCCUUUUCCUUAUUUAAAUAGACUCAGAACGCUCCCUUUCUUUUCUCUCUUUCUCUCUUUUUUUUUUUUUUUUUUUUUACGAAAGACUUAGAAUUGCAUUUGUCCUUUUGUGGAUGUCCUGUGAGAGGUGAUAUGGGGGCUAAGAGGAGUGGCUUUCUACUGGAAGAAGUGAGCGCCUGAGAGGACGAUUUGGUCUUUGGACGUGGAUUGCAGGCUUUGAGAAGCGCUCAGAUGCCCAGUGCUGCGUGCUCAGCCAUUUGGCUUGGGGUGCUGGGCUCACCAGAGACAAUGCUGAGUAUUCAUUUGUACACAGACGAUGGGAGAAGCCACUUCUUCCCUGGGCAUUAUGGGUUCCCCAGCUCUUCCCACACGCGUGUUAGGAAAUGCCUGUGAACCUGCCCUCUCCUCUGGGUUUUUAAUGAGAGGCUUGGCACAUGGGGCACCCAGCGGGGGCUUCUCCGCAAGCCAGCCACUUGCAGAGCAGAACAAGCUCCACUCCUGAGCCCCGGUGCCUGCUUCCUCAUCUGCAUUUCAUCUGGAGCAGGGCAGGUAACCACAGGAGGAGGCGUGCCCCAGGCAGCCAGGACUGGGCGGGAAGGUGCUCCCUGGAUAUACUCUGUGAACCUUGUGGAAGGCUGCUGGCAGUUUUUCCUUUUUGUCCACCACCCUGCUCUUUUUAAUAAUUGUACAUAAUCCGUGUAUUUGUUUUACCUGCUCAUCUUCUAAACUGGUGGGCCCUAUAGUUCGUUCUCAUUGUUAGAGUUUGCCUUUUACAAGUGUACCCAACCUGCAAUAAACUUUUCCCUCUUGAAAAAAAGUAAUCAGGGAUGGGC
Molecule: messenger RNA, 1942 nt
Organism: Rhinopithecus roxellana (golden snub-nosed monkey)
Lineage: Eukaryota; Metazoa; Chordata; Mammalia; Primates; Cercopithecidae
Product: serine/threonine-protein kinase DCLK2-like
Exons: 6
Coding region: 328-738 (136 amino acids)
Source: RefSeq, a predicted model, not a curated record